Messenger RNA from Loxodonta africana (African savanna elephant), 3772 nucleotides. It is a transcript of the gene DAPL1, whose product is annotated as death associated protein like 1. The record is from RefSeq and is a predicted model, not a curated record. Bases 47 to 370 code for a protein of 107 amino acids. Lineage: Eukaryota; Metazoa; Chordata; Mammalia; Proboscidea; Elephantidae. Gene Ontology annotation, biological process: cellular response to amino acid starvation; apoptotic signaling pathway; negative regulation of autophagy. Gene Ontology annotation, molecular function: death domain binding. The transcript is spliced from 4 exons.
GGGCAGCUGCAGCUGGCAUUCCAGAGCACUGGCACUGGCAUGAACUAUGGCAAACGAAGUGCAAGUCCUGCACUCCCCGCUGAAAGGGGGGCAUCCUCCUGCAGUUAAAGCUGGAGGAAUGCGAAUUUCAAAAAAACAAGAAACUGGAGUCUUAGAGAGACAUACCAAAAAAACAGGAUUAGAGAAAACAAGUGCCAUUGCAAAUGUUGCGAAAAUACAGACAAUGGAUACUCUGAAUGACAUAUCGGAGAAGAUCAGCCGUAAAUUCCCAGCAACAGUGCACAUGGCACAUCAGAAACCCAGACCUGCCCUGGAGAAGGUUGCUCCACUAAAAAGGAUCUACAUUAUUCAGCAGCCUCGAAAAUGUUAAGCCAAAACAUAAACCAUAGCCGUCUGGCCAACUGCCUCAAACAUCUGACAGCUUAGCAGAAAGGAUCAAAAUUUUCCAUAGGCCUUAGUACACUCACUUGGUAAAUAAAACAGCUUUUGUGCCAUCCCUUUUGUCUGUAGGAAACCCUGGUGGCAUAGCCAUUAAGUGCUACGGCUGCUAACCAAAAGGUCAGCAGUUCAAAUCCACCUGGUGCUCAGUGGAAACUCUAUGGGGGCAGUUCUGCUCUGAAACCCUGGUGGCAUAGCCAUUAAGUGCUACGGCUGCUAACCAAAAGGUCAGCAGUUCAAAUCCACCUGGUGCUCAGUGGAAACUCUAUGGGGGCAGUUCUGCUCUGUCCUAUAGGGUCCGUAUGAGUCAGACUCGAUGGCAAUGGGUUUAAUCAUUAUAGAAGCAGACUGCCACAUCUUUCUCCUCAGAGCGGCUGGUGGAUUCGAAUGGCAAUGGGUUUGGUUUUGACUGUAGAUAAUAAAACAUCCAUAAUUGUAAACCCAUUGCAUUCCUGUGCCUCUUUUUGACCUGGGUCAAGAUCCGAUUGAUAUUUACAUAAGUAAUUCUCUGGAAUAAUGCUCACUGACAAGCCGCACUUCUCUUGACCCAAGGAAGGGGUUAGCACUUUAGUGCAUCAUUUUACAGAUUGCCAACUCUUGGAGUAUGACCUGAUGCCAAGUCUGUCUCUGACUCCUAGAAAUCUAAAGGCACCUGGCUAAGUCCUCAUGGCCAGGGGGAUUGCAUCCAAAAUUAUAUGAGACAACACCUAGCCAUCUAGGCAAUGGCAGCAUAAAUCAAUAAGAUAGUUAGACCUCACCCAGCUCAUUUUGGCUGAACUCAGUUCCCAGUACUCUGGGAUGAGGUCAGAAAUACCCCAGAAAGAUAAGUAUGGCCAGACAAAUGCACAGAAGUUCAAGAUCUGUCACCACUUCCCCAGGAAACAGUACAGUGUAAGUCAGAUGGUGGAUGCUAGCCAGACACAACAAAGAUUUAGGAGACUGGGGUUCUACCUCUGACUCUUGUUGUGAGCUGCUGCUGAGUCGCCUCCAACACAUGGAGACCCCAUGCACAACAGAACAAAAUGUUGCCCAGUCCUGUACCAUCUUCACAAUCGUUGUGUGCUUGAGUUCAUUGUUGCAGCCUCUAUGUAUUUUGAGUGCCUUCUAACUUUGGGCGCUCAUCUUCCAGCAGUAUAUCAGACAACAUUCUGUUGGGAUCUGAGGAAUUUCAUUGGCUAAUUUUCAGAAGUAGAUUGUCAGGCCUUUCUUCUUAGUCUUAGUCUGGAAGCUUUGAUGACCCCACUGGUAUUUGAAAUACCAGUGGCAUAACUUCUAGCAUCUUAGCAACACACAAACCACCACAGUACUACAAGCCGACAUACGGGUGGUGGACUUUUGAACCUUACUAGUUCUGAAACUUUUAAUAAGCUACUCAACUUUUCUGAUCCUUGUCAAAUGGGCAAAAUAACAUCUGACACUUUCCCCGCCAUGAAUUCUCCAGUGAUGCAUACAGGGGAGAAGACAAAAUGACUACUGAGCUUUGAUAUAAGCCAUUUAAAGAAACCCUGGUGGCAUAGUGGUUAAGAGUUCGGCUGCUAAACAAAACGUCGGCAGUUUGAAUCCACCAGGCACUCCUUGGGAACUCUACGGAGCAGUCUACUAUGUCCUACAGAAUUGCUGUAAGUCGGAAUUGACUCAAUGGCAACAGGGUUAGUAAGAGCAAAUUUGUACAAGAAUAUCUGUCUUAGAAGCUGCCAGAACUACAGUUGUAGGAAGGGAACCAUAAGAGAUGUUAUAAGCUAUACUACUCAGUAGGAGAAAUGAAGUAUUGAUACAUGCUACAAUAUGGAUGGAGCUUGAAGACAUUCUGCUGAGUGAAAUAAGUCAAUCACAAAAGGACAAAUAUUGUAUGACCUCGCUUAUACAAAAAAGAUAACAAAGUUUAUUAGUGGUUACCAGAGGCAGGAGGAAGGGGAAUAGGGGGGAUUAACAGUGAUAGAAAUAUUGCAUUAAUUAAGGGUAGGGUUGCACAGCUGAUUACUGUAAUUGCUGUCAAUAAACUCUAUACCUGUAAAAAGUUGAAUUGACAAAAGUUAUGUGAUAGAUGUAUUUACAAUGACAACCAAAAAAAAAAAGUAGCUACAACCAAACACCUCAUGGGAUUUGGUUGCUUGGAGGUUAGGGUCAUGGUUUUAUGGGACAUCCCAGUUAUUUAGCAAAGUAACAAGUUUAGUGCUCCUGAUAACAUAUUUAGUGCUUCUGUUCUACCUCCUAAUUCGCAGCAUAGUUUCCUGCGAUCUUAAAAAAUUGCAAGCAGCCAUCCAGGCACAACAAUUGGUUUCUAUUUGCCUGGAGCAACAGAGGAAGAAUGAGAGACAGGAAUAGAAGGAGGAUAUGGAAUGUGUGGCUAAUUGCCUCCAUAAACAACUGCCUCCUUUGCCAUGAGACCUGAAGCACUGGAUGGUGCCUGGCUAUCAUUACUGAACAUUUUGAUCAAAGAUUCUAUAGAAGAACCCUGACCAAAAAGGGGAAAAUGCAGAACAGAAUUUCAGCUUCUCCUGGACUCUAGACUUCCCGGGACCAUGAAGGUUGGAUGAACCCUUGAAGCUAUUGCCCUGAGAUAAUCUUGAAGCCUUAAACCGAAAAUAUCCCCCAAAGUCUUCUUAAAGCCAAAUAGCUUAGCUUAACUAGUAAAACAUGUUUGCCUUGAGCAUUAUGCUCCUUUAAGAACUACCUAUAUGGGAUUAAAUUGACAACAGCAACUUGAAAGAUUGGAUAGAAGCCAUAGGGGGCAGUGAAUUUAUGUUAAUGGGGGAGGAACAACUCGGAAAUGGAGGGCGAGAAUGGUCUCACAACUCAAAGAAUGUAAUCAAUGUCACUAACUGGUACAUUUAGAAAGUGUUGAAUUGGUGUAUGCUUUGCUGUGUAUAUUCUCAACAACAACUAAAUAAAAAUUUUUAAAGGGAAGAGUGGUAUAAACUGAGUCUAAAAUAGAAAAUUCAAGGAAAAACUGAAGAUUCGGGGCUGGAUGGAGGCAGGGCGGAACCAUGGGGAAAGAUGAUAAGGGAAAUGGAAGUGAAGAUGGAGAGUCUGCUAGAUUUGCCUCUCCUGGGGCAGUAUGGGAAACCCUGGUGGUGUAGUGGUUAACAGCUACGGCUGUUAACCAAAAGGUCAGCAGUUCGAAUCCACCUGGUGCUCCUUGGAAACCCUAUGGGGCAGUUCUGCUCUGUCCAAUAAGGUCGCUAUGAGUCAGAGCUGACUUAACAGCAAUGGGCUUGGUUUGGUUUUGGGGGCAGUGUGAUGCCCAACCACCCAAAGGAAAUGAGAAGAGAAGGCUCCACUCUCUGCUUAGAAACUGGAAUGUAUUGCGGGGGAAAGAGAGGCUGCUUAAAGG